CUUGUGUUGUUCCUGAGGUAACCGGACACAUUCACGCUCGUGUGAUGAGGAGUCGUGACGGCGGAGGCGGGCGGCGACGUUCGGCCGUUCGUUCAGUCUCCUCACAGUCGCAUCCAGACCGACUCCCUGCGUGCGCGGCUGGGCGAAGUUCCUGGGGGAGGGGAUCGAGGCGAAGAAAAGAAAAUAGCGCAAGGAAGAAGUUAAAGACAAAGAGGAAGGAGUCAAAGGAGAAGUCCUGACUGAGAGACUCGUGGAACACGUGGAGCGUUAUGGACAGAAAAGAGUUCGUUUAUUUUAAAGCUUAAGACUCAGAAGGCUUGACAGUCAGAACAACACAGACAAGAGUUCGUGAUUGGAUUUAAGGCAUGGCAGAAUUAAGGAUGAACCGUGGAAAGAUUAAAUAGCAUGUAAACGUUGUUCAGACGCGCUUUUCCAAGGUUUUCGCCAAAAAUGUACAGGAACAUUAUGAAAAAUCCGACGACGGCGAGUUCACAGAAGAGUUGGAAGUUCGUGCGGGACUCGCUGCUGCUUUGCUUCUUUGCCGGCCAUGGAGAGGCUCAGUGCGACAGCUGUAUUGAGUACUGCUGCGAUGGGGUUCCUCCGUUUUGCUGCUCUUAUUAUGCAUAUGUGGGAGAUGUGCUCUCGGGCACGGCCAUCUCAGGGAUCGUGUUUGGCGUGGUGUUUCUGAUGGGCGCGGUGGCUGCCAUCUUUCUGUGCAUCUGUAUGUGUGUGAAGAACGGGCGCGGGGCGAGAGUGGGCGUCUUCCGCUCGUCAUAUAUCAACACCGUGACUCAGGGUUACCCAGGUCCUCCACCUCCUUACAGCUAUGAUUAUGAGAUGUAUCCUCCUGAUCUGCGGCCGCCUCCAUACACACCGACUCCACCCAGAGCGGCAAACUACUCUCCACCGCCGCCCUAUCCAGGCUACAGCCGCAAAUGAGCCUCGUCACGUGUGUUAUCCUGAGAGGACGCACAAAAUAAUGCACACAAUAAUAAAACCCUGCACAACCAGCGCUCUGUCAACGAAGCAGGGAUUUCCACUGGAGCAGCCGAAAAACAAUUCCUACAUGAGGAUUUUUAUUUAUGACGGAUAUUUAUGGUCUCACAAAUCUAAUGAACGCUAAUAAACAUUAUUAGGCAACGUGAGACCGGGACAGGCCUAAAAACUCAUGUGAGGUCAAAAAUGUGUACAUGUGGUUGUAAUGCGGUUUGUUGAAAAUCAGUGUUAUUUCUUUAAUUGUCAAAUGAAAAUACAGUGAAAUUAACUGUUAAUAUGGGAGUAAACUUCCUAUGUGUUGUACAGAGUAACAUUAUAUUCUUAUACCUACUGUGUGUCUGAGUGUCUUGAUUAAUUAAUUUUUAUCAACAGAGGAAAUAAUAUGAUAAAUGUAUUUAUUCAUAGAAGUUUGAAAGAGCAAGUUGUGUUUGUAGUUGGCUGCUGUUAUGAAAACAUACUAGGUGUAGUUAACUAUUCUUCGAAAGCAAAACAAUAGUGCAUUUUAUGUCUGUUUUUACCUUUCAUAAUAAAACUGAAGGCUGCAUACUUGUUUUUUCCAGUGGUGCAUAAA
Messenger RNA from Labeo rohita (rohu), 1567 nucleotides. RefSeq names its product cysteine/tyrosine-rich 1 (gene cyyr1). The record is from RefSeq and is a predicted model, not a curated record. NCBI's taxonomy places the organism in Eukaryota, Metazoa, Chordata, Actinopteri, Cypriniformes, Cyprinidae. The coding region runs from base 451 to 939 and encodes 162 amino acids. The transcript has 4 exons.